UGAGUCAACGCCGACUUCCUUCACGUGUUGUGUUGUGAUCGCGGAGAGAUGGCUGCUCUUGCUGAGCCCACUGAUAGUGAUGCGUGGGCUCUUUUAGCGUUGAGAAGUGCUCCUGCAAGUCCGGCAAGAAUGCGGUGGGACAACAACGAACAAGAGCCAGCCAUUGCGAAGCUAGAAUGGCGAGAAUCGGAGUAUUGGGUCCGGCGGAACAGGGUGACCAUCGGCCGCAACAGCACCCGAGGAGAGGUGGAUGUUGACAUGGGUCAUUCGAGUUUUAUCUCACGUGUUCAUCUUGAAAUAACUUUUGAGAACCCCUUUUUCUAUUUGAAGUGCAAUGGCAAGAACGGAAUAUUCGUGGAUGGCGGAUUUCAGCGAAAAUCGGCCCCUCCUUUGCGACUGCCGAGUCGGUGCGUGAUCCGGUUUCCCAGCACCAGCCUGCGGCUGACAUUCUCCUCAUUGGUGGAGGAUGAGCCUGAAAGCCAGCCUUUCAACCCUCUGCGGAUUAACAUCCCAGAGAUCGAGCCCAACAACUUUGCCAGUCCUCUGCCUUCCCCGACUGCCACCAUCAGCGCUGCCAACAGUUGCCCGGCCAGUCCGCGCGGCGGUGUCGGUGGCCGGCGACGGACCGCUGCCGACACGCUGGUUCAGGCGGCCUACGUGGUCCACUCGAACCAGCAGAGGCAGCGGGCGCAUCACCUGGCGGCGGCGGCGGCGGGCGUGGAGCAGUACCAACUGCCCGGCAGGGAGAGGGAAGAGAUGACGCUGCACUACCACCAGGAGGAGCCUCUGCAGCACCACAGCUACAGUAACGGCGCCACGGCCACUGCCGUGGUCACUGAGGAUGCUGUACGCGUGGUGCCCCCGUCGGGUGGCUCGGCCGGCCCGCCGUUCCCGGCGCCCACAGCCACGCCGGCGUCAGUGGUGGCCGCCACGGCGCCGCCGCCCCGCUCCGGCAGCCCCGCCCGGCAGGCGGAGGGCAAGCCGCCGUUCUCGUACGCGCAGCUGAUCGUGCAGGCAGUCUCAUCAGCCAGCGACAAGCAGCUGACGCUGAGCGGCAUCUACGCGUUCAUCACGAAAAACUACCCCUACUACCGCACUGCUGACAAGGGCUGGCAGAACUCGAUCCGGCACAACCUAUCUCUGAACCGGUACUUUAUCAAAGUACCGCGCAGUCAGGAGGAGCCCGGCAAGGGCAGCUUCUGGAGAAUCGACCCGGCCUCGGAGGCCAAGCUGGUGGAGCAGGCCUUCAGGAGGAGGCGUCAGCGUGGGGUGCCCUGCUUCCGUACCCCGGUGGCCGGGUUCGCAUCAAAGUCGGCCCCGGCGUCGCCGACCCACCUAUCUUCUGGUCUGGCCACGCCGGACAGUCUGUCCCGCGAGCCGUCUCCGGCGAGGGACACGCCACCACCGGCCCCGGCCGCGCCCAGCCAGUCGGCGCCCGGAUCACCGCAUCACUACACUAGCUAUGCCAAUUUUUCGACGUACCAGCCUGCUACCGUGAUCGUCAGCUCAGGCGGCGGCGGUGGUAUCCCCAGUGUGGGCACCACGCACCUGAUGUCGGCUCUGCAGGGCAAACGGCCGCGCCUGGUGGCGGCCCUGAACGGGUCCGCCGCGCCGCCCCAGCACCAGCACCAGGUGGUUCACCAGCACCAGCAGCAGACGGUGGUGACAGUGCAGCCGAUGGAGACCGACCAGCGGCCGGCGCAGGACGCAGAGGACAGCAAGACGCGGCUGCAUGGCGCGUACAUGCCGGCGUCGGUGGCGGUGCCGCUGGGCCCCGGCGGCGACCAGCCAGUCACCAGCUCGGCGGCCGGCUCGGUACAGCUGCCUCGCGUCACCUUCUGGCCCGCCGACGAGGGUCCCGGUUUGAGCCCGGUUCCGGCUGACAAGCGCGCAGCCUCGCCGUCUACUACCACCGGCGUACCCGGCGCCGACGGCCAGGAGGGCGCCGAAAAGCGACCGAGGCUCGAGGACGACUGAGGUGCCGCCAUGGGAACGUAGUCGCCACCGUGGGUGUCGUUGUGCCGCCGCCGCUGCUGCUGAUGUUGAUGGAGACUCGUGGUCAGUUUGGGGGUUGAAGCUGGUGCGAGAGGCCGUGAUCUGUGCUGCGGUGGCCGCAAGUUUAGAGAUGAAGAUGUUAUUCUUGUGUAUCUCCCAAGUGACUGCAGUGGUAUUGUCAACAUCGGCAUUCACAGAACCAUCAGCCUAGACUUCCAGACGCUGCCAGCGGUCAGGUGCCAUCUUACUCAGUUGACAACUUGAAGAUCUUCAGGAGCUUCAGAGGAACACCUGACCUAGUCUUUAUCAAUAUGCCGCGGCGGCGCGGCAGCAGUGGCGAUGAGCGAAUAGCCCUCACCAGCGGUGGCGGCGGCUGGCGGUGCUUUGAGACUUCUCAGCGACAACCACGGACGGUCCGGAAAGUCGUGGCGAGAGAAUGCGCGAGCGAGAGGGGCGAGACUAGCUUUACGCGCCUACGAGUGAUCGUGGUCGCGGCCGAACGCGUGACGAGAUCGGCGGCAGGGGCCGGGGAGCCGCUGUGGCGUCCCGUCGCCCCCUGCUGGCCGACCAGCCAGUAUUUGGCUCUUGGCUGGCGUUAGUCUGUAUGUUAUCUAGCUCUGAUGGGACAUUGUGCGCAGUUGUGCGCGCGGCGCGACAUGAAGCGACCUUUAUUUGAAUGGACGACGUGGCGAGUACAGAAGUACGUUAACGUCAGAGUACAUAGGUACGGAGGGGACGAGUGUACCCUGACGCGUAUGGAGCUGAUGAGUACGCGAGUACGUGUGGUGCUGGUACCGCGAGGUACCGAACAUCCUGACAAGUACACGCCACUCGCCGCCUGGAGGUACUAAAAACGCCAGUGUACCCGAGUACCGGCGAGAUGUACCGCGGGACGGCUCCUCAGAGAUAUGCACGGUACCCAUAGGUACCGGGGUGUUUGUGGUACCCCACAAGUACACAGCCAGUGCCGCGUCUUACAUAGGCGGUGAGCGUGUACAAACGCGACGUGCCACCGCUCCCCUGUCGGCGCGCGAGCCCUGUACAAAGCAGCAGAGAGUGGGGCGCCUCGACGCGCCUGUGUGUGUGUCUGUGUGUGAGAGACCGUCGCGAGACGGUAUAACUGCGGAGUAUGUCUCGUAUCGGCGCCUACAGCAAUACAAGCCCGCAGAGAGUGUGAGAUUGCCGAGUUUGUGUCGAGUUGUCAGCGUUGUGUUGUGUCUCAUCUCGUGCUUCAUAUUGAAGCUGACAUUAGGCGGUCGUCUGCCCGUGGCCGGGCCUGCCAUGUCGCGAGUCGUGUGCUAUUUAACUGGGUGGCUGAGACCCGCGCGGGGCCGCGGCCUGUGCACUGUGCAGGGUGGCACCGCCAGUAGUUUGCGAAUGCACGGAUGGCUGGCCAUUGGCGGCUGUCGGUCUACCGCAUUUAGCUCAGACAAUGAAUGCCGUGACGUUAUAUCUAUAAGGGAGAAUAAUUAGACAGUUCCCAUGC
This is a messenger RNA of Amphibalanus amphitrite, 3481 nucleotides long. RefSeq names its product forkhead box protein K2-like. The record is from RefSeq and is a predicted model, not a curated record. Gene Ontology annotation, molecular function: DNA-binding transcription factor activity, RNA polymerase II-specific; protein binding; RNA polymerase II cis-regulatory region sequence-specific DNA binding. Bases 49 to 1977 code for a protein of 642 amino acids. Gene Ontology annotation, biological process: regulation of transcription by RNA polymerase II. The transcript is spliced from 10 exons. NCBI's taxonomy places the organism in Eukaryota, Metazoa, Arthropoda, Thecostraca, Balanomorpha, Balanidae.